Engraulis encrasicolus (European anchovy) is the source of this 753-nucleotide messenger RNA. RefSeq lists its product as uncharacterized. The transcript has 6 exons. The record is from RefSeq and is a predicted model, not a curated record. Bases 85 to 753 code for a protein of 222 amino acids. NCBI's taxonomy places the organism in Eukaryota, Metazoa, Chordata, Actinopteri, Clupeiformes, Engraulidae.
UGCUAAUGCUUUAAAUCAUCCUAAAAUUGAAGAACAACAUUGAAGAAUUCAGAAGCAUCACUCUCGGAAUCAACAGAUGAAAACAUGUCUUCAGUUACUCCCACAACACCAUGUCCGUUUCCUAUCCUGUACAGUGACCAGGACUCUGCAACCAUGUCCAAGGUGUUAAACUUGACGGACACUGAUAUGGAUCUGUUGGUUCAGUUUCUGGGUCAUGAUAUCCACGUGCACAAGAAGUUCUACCGUCUUCCUGAAGGUACUUUGGAACUGGCCAAAAUAACGAAGAUUCUUACAGCACUGGAGACUGGGCGGUUGGCAGACUUCAAGGGCAGAAAUCUUGAUGAAAUCAAUAUCGACCCCAAUGAGACACUUGAUGUUACGACAGGGUUUCCUGAUGAGGACUGCUCAGACACGGACCCUACCCCAUCACAGCCAGGUGCCAAUAACACCAACAAAGAUUCACCAUCUACAUCAGCAAGAGAUGAAACGCCACAGACACUUGAUGUUACGAGUACGACAGGGUUUCCUGAUGAGGACUGGUUUCCUGAUGAGGACUGCUCUCCUGAUGAGGACUGCUCAGACACGGACCCUACCCCAUCACAGCCAGAGACACUUGAUGUUACGACAGGGUUUCCUGAUGAGGACUGCUCAGACACGGACCCUACCCCAUCACAGCCAGGUGCCAAUAACACCAACAAAGAUUCACCAUCUACAUCAGCAAGAGAUGAAACACCACGUAUGUCACAAGUAUAA